CGCCACUGAGCGGGACGGGCACGGGCCAUGGAGCGGACAGCGGGCCGGGAGCUCGCCCUGGCGCCGCUGCAGGACUGGGGCCAGGAGACCGAGGACGGCGCGGUGUACAGUGUGUCCCUGCGGCGGCAGCGCAGCCAGCGCUGGAGCCCGGGACAGGGGCCUGGGGGCGGCGAGGUCCCCAGCCCCGCUGCCUGCGACGCCUUCCUCCAUUACCGUACCAGCAAGGUGCGGGCGCUGAGGGCGGCGCGGCUGGAGCGGCUGGUGCAGGAGCUGGUGUCUGGAGACCGCGCACAGGACCCGGGCUUCGUGCCAGCCUUCCUGGCCACCCACCGGGCCUUCGUGCCCACUGCCCGGGUGCUGGCCCUUCUCCUGCCCCCGCCGCCGCCGCCCCUGCCUCCGGGGGUAGAGAUCAAGAAGACAGAGGGCCGCGAUCUGAGCUUCAACCAGAACCUGAGGGCUGUGGUGUCGGUGCUGGGCUCCUGGCUGCGGGACCACCCUCAGGAUUUCCGGGACCCUCCGGCCCACUCGGACCUGAGCAGUGUUCGCACCUUCCUGGGCUGGGCGGCCCCCCUGGGUGCCGAGGCCCGGGAGGCGGAGAAGCUGCUGGGCGAGUUCCUGGAGGAGGCUGAGCAUGCGCAGGAAGAGGAGGCGCAGCCCCAGGCCAGGGCAGGACCUCCCGGAGCUGCCCAGACUCCCUGUGCAGGCUGCCGGGAAGGCUGCUCGCAAGAGGAGGAAGGAUUGGUGCAGGAAGGCCCUGAGCUCCUGGACUUCGGUGUAGACGAAGUGGCCGAGCAGCUGACCCUGCUGGACGUGGAGCUCUUCUCCCGCGUGCGGCCCUGCGAGUGCCUGGGCUCCGUGUGGUCGCAGCGGGACCGGCCUGGGGCCGCAGGCGUCGCCCCCACCGUGCGCGCCACUGUCACCCAGUUCAACACAGUGACCGGCUGCGUGCUGGGCUCCGUGCUCGGGCCGCCGGGCCUGGCCGCCCCGCAGAGGGCGCAGCGGCUGGAGAAGUGGAUCCACAUCGCCCAGCGCUGCCGGGAGCUGCGGAACUUCUCCUCGCUGCGCGCCAUCCUGUCGGCCCUGCAGUCGAACCCCAUCUACCGCCUCAAGCGCAGCUGGGGCGCCGUGAGCCGGGAACCCUUAUCCACUUUCAGGAAACUUUCACAGAUUUUCUCCGACGAGAACAACCACCUCAGCUGCAGAGAGAUCCUUUCCCAGGAGGAGGCCACCGAGGGACCCCAAGAGGAGGACACCCCCCCAGGAAGCCUGCCCUCAAAACUGCCCCCAGGCCCUGUCCCCUACCUUGGUACCUUUCUCACGGACCUGAUUAUGCUGGACACAGCCCUACCGGACAUGCUAGAGGGGGAUCUCAUCAACUUUGAGAAGAGGAGGAAGGAGUGGGAGAUCCUGGCCCGCAUCCAGCAGCUGCAGAGGCGCUGUCGGAGCUACUGCCUGAGCCCUCACCCGCCUGUCCUGGCUGCCCUGCGGGCACAGCGGCAGCUCAGCGAGGAGCAGAGCUACCACGUCUCCCGUGUCACUGAGCCGCCGGCCGCCUCCUGCCCCAGCUCCCCACGUGUCCGGCGGCGAAUCAGCCUCACCAAGCGCCUCAGUGCGAAGCUGUCCCGAGAGAAAGGCCCGUCCCCUGGCGGGAGUCCCGGGGACCCCUCAUCCCCCACCUCCAGUCUGUCCCCAGGGUCCCCCCCGUCCAGUCCUAGAAGCAAGGACCCUCCUCCUGGCAGUACCCCGGCCUCUCCAGGCCCCCAGGUUCCCAGCACCAAGCUGCCCCUGAGCCCAGACCUGCCAGGCCCCCGGCCCCUGGCCUUGUCCCUGAGCGGCCCUUGCAUCCCCCUCCCGGGACAGCAGGGCUCGGAGGCCCGUGUCAUCCGCGUCAGCAUCGAUAAUGACCAUGGGAACCUGUAUCGGAGUAUCUUGCUCACUAGUCAGGACAAGGCCCCCAGCGUGGUGCAGCGAGCCUUGCAAAAGCAUAAUGUGGCCCAGCCCUGGGCCCAUGACUACCAGCUCUUCCAAGUCCUUCCUGGGGACCGGGAGCUCCUGAUUCCGGACAACGCCAACGUCUUCUAUGCCAUGAGUCCAGCCGCCCCCGGAGACUUCAUGCUGCGCCGGAAGGAGGGGGCCCGGCACACAAACUCAGUCUCCCCGACCUGAGGUGGCUCUCUCCUCCCGCCAGGAUGCAGACCCCAUGGGCAGCUUGGGGCCUGGCCCUGGAAAGCUUCCGUUCCCCAGUAGGGCCCAUUGUGCUCCCCAGCCCGUGACCCCUCCCCCCACCUUAUUGGACCCCAUCCCUCUGACCCUCCUGGCACCAGAUCCCCAUUCCAAAGGCAUCGGCCCAUGGGGGGCCGGUGGAGAGUUUCUUCCUGUAAAUAUAGAAAGGGAAUCACUGUGGGGGUCAGACCCUUCCCCAGAGAAAUCUUGUAACCAUUGGAGAUGCAUCAGAACUCACUGAAGUGGAUGAAAAUAGUGACCAAAGUUAUGGACAUGUGCCCCGUGUUUACUCUUCAUCAAGACAAAAAUUUUUUAAAAAGGAGAAAAAAAACUAAGAGCUCUAAGAAAGGGGGGUGGGUGAGGCAUGACUGGAUGACAGAGGAGGGCCCUGUCACACACACAGAGUUCAGGACUCCCUCCACCAACAUUUUGGGGCGAUAGGCUUCUUUUCUGCCAUGUAUAUGGAAGAGCGACGAAAUGAAAUUCCAUCGGAAUCAGAGACAAAUAACAUUAUGGUCUGUGAGUCAGUAAGGGCUGGGAGCAUGAAAGCAGAGGGAUGAGCUCUCUAUCAGUACUAGGGGAGGAAGAAGAAACAGGUAGGGAAGGCAACAGUGAGCUGUAGGGCCACCUGCAACAUACUUAUAACAACAACAAUAAUAGUAACAAUAAUAUGCCCACUUAUGAACUCCUAUUCUGUGCUGAACACUAAGGGCUUUAUAGCUCACUGUAUUAAUCAGGGUUUUGUCUGUUUCGAGUGGUCAAAACCCCAAUUCAAACAGGCAUGUGCAAAAAAGGAAAUUAAUAGCUCGUGUAAUUGAAAAGUUCAAUGGAUCCAGCUUCAGGCACAGUUGGAUCCAGGGACUCAAAAAGAUGUCAUCAGGAUUUUGUUGCUGUCUCUUGGCUCGGAUUUGCACUGAGGCUGAGACUGUCCAUUGUCCCCUCAAAUCCAAUCACCUUCUUCUAUGGUAAUAGAACCACUGAUUUUUAGCUGGCUACCCAGAGUAAAAACCGCAUUUCUAGUCUCCCGUGCAGCAAAAUGUGAUCAUGUGACUAAGUGCUGGUCAAUGAGAUGUAAAGGGAUAGGAGCUGGGCAAAUUCUAGGUCUUGCCCUUAAAGACAAGGGGUGUGUCCUCCUCUUCCUCUUCUGCCUCCUGCUGGUUAGAAUGAAGCCAUGGAGUGGAUCAUGUUGGAUUGGGUGGUUUAACAUUCUCUGAAUGACUGAGCGACAAAAUGGAAGGAGCAUGGCUCUCUGAGACCAGGGAGCUGCCAUAUUGUAUUACUGCUACUUGGGUUGUUACUUAAGAGAAAAAUAAAUAUCUAUCUUAUGUA
This is a messenger RNA of Equus quagga, 3552 nucleotides long. It is a transcript of the gene RGL3, whose product is annotated as ral guanine nucleotide dissociation stimulator like 3. Gene Ontology annotation, molecular function: guanyl-nucleotide exchange factor activity. Gene Ontology annotation, cellular component: plasma membrane. Gene Ontology annotation, biological process: positive regulation of GTPase activity; Ras protein signal transduction. The transcript is spliced from 19 exons. Bases 28 to 2166 code for a protein of 712 amino acids. NCBI's taxonomy places the organism in Eukaryota, Metazoa, Chordata, Mammalia, Perissodactyla, Equidae. The record is from RefSeq and is a predicted model, not a curated record.